Messenger RNA from Brienomyrus brachyistius, 2994 nucleotides. RefSeq lists its product as uncharacterized. Lineage: Eukaryota; Metazoa; Chordata; Actinopteri; Osteoglossiformes; Mormyridae. The transcript has 25 exons. The coding region runs from base 16 to 2277 and encodes 753 amino acids. The record is from RefSeq and is a predicted model, not a curated record.
AAGUAUGGCCAGAAAAUGGAAUUUCAAACAGUUCUCUGUACAAGACUGAAGGCGGCGAUGCAAGUCAAUACUUUCAGCGCUAUUUUGAUCGUGUUGAAGUUCGUCAUUAACUCUGACGGUUUCCUGCUACACGGCUCUGCUGGUCCUCUAACAGCCCGGCUGGGAGGAGCUGUACUGCUGCCCUGCUUUGUGGACAGACCCCUGCCUUUGGAGGAGCUGGAGGUGGACUGGAGAAGGACUGAUUCAGACACCAUCGUGCACCUAUUCCAGGGGGGUCAGAGCAGACCUGAAUCACAGGGGGACGCCUACAGGGGCAGAGCACACUUCUUCCCUCAGGAAAUCCCCAAAGGCAACUUCUCUCUGCUGGUUGAGGGUGUGAGGACUGCAGAUGCAGGAGUGUACAAGUGUGUGGUUUAUACAGAGCAGGAGAACCAUGAAGCACGGGUGGAAAUACAGGAAGUAGAGCGGCUGGUGGUGACGGGUGCAGAUGAGCCUGUCUAUGCACAUGCUGGAGAGGAUGUGACUCUCAGCUGCUCUGUGGACACCCAUGUUAAUGUGACAGAGCUUCAGGUGGAAUGGAGAAAGACAGACGAUGACGGUGACAUCUUGGUGCUUCUGUAUGCUGAUGGAGAGAACAGACCAGAGUCACAGGAUGGGAGAUACUCUGGAAGAGCUGAAUUCUUCACUGAGGAAAUUCCCAAAGGAAACUUCUCAAUGAAACUGAGGAGAGUCAGGAUGGAAGACAAAGGAGAGUUCAGGUGUGAAGUCCAAUCAGAUACUGAUUCUGCCAAUACAACUGCCAGGAUAGCAGCACUGGGUUAUUCAUCCCUGCAUUGGCUGAUUCUGGGGCUGUGCAUCACUGUCACACCUGUAGUCCUACUUACUGGUGCUUUAUCUGUCAGGUAUUUAAUAAAGGAAGAUAAAAGCAAACAGGCUCUGCUGAGUCACUGUUCACAUGUCACAGUCCCACCAAUCAUGGUUUCUACAGCCUUCAUCCUGUGGGGUGUAACUGAAGGAUCCACUGAAGAGGCUGUUACUUGUCCUGCCAUCAGUCUGACGUAUAUCCUGCUGUUGUUUUAUAUGGCUCCAUACCGGAAAUCAUUCCCAGUUACAUGGCAGAAUAUUAUACUCGACACUCUAAGAACUGCAUUUCCCAUCAUUAUGGUCGGUGUCCUAACAGGUUCUUUCAUCGAGUUCUCAGCUAAAUAUUCCCCAACUCCAGCUGAGAAAGCAGCAUUUGGAGGAAUGUUUGGUGGAAUCAUAUUCAUCUUCAUCUUUUUUGUUAUAUUCCGAAUCGUCGACAUUGUGGUUUGGACAAAAUAUUCUAAAGACAGAGAAAAAAGAGUGAAAAUACGUACCAUCGUAGCAGGAAUAACUGGAGUUACAUUCCUGGUCAUCAUGGUUUCAUCCAUAAAAAUUACUGAUCUGCUGGGAUUUUCACACACAACCAUCCUAGAGUUCACAGAAAAUGGGCUGAAAAAGAAACAAACAUCCAUUGCUGUCAGUGUUUAUCUGGCAAAAUUCUCCGAUCUAGCUUGGCAAGAACAACUUGCAACAUUUUCCACUUUAUUAAUGUUUCCAGUCAUCAUGGUUUUAUUCCCAGUUGGUCUCGGUGUGUUUCGGAUAAUACGCUUACGAAGGAAGGGAGAAACAGUACAACUAAGAGACAUUUUUGAAAUCAUGGCUUAUUUCCUGUAUAAUCCAACAAUGUUUAACAUGCUGUUCCUUGCUAUUUAUUCCCAACUCUUUGCCUGGAUGAACAACACAUUUUUAUUAGAAUAUUCAAUUCCGACGGCAGUAGCUGCUUUGGGAAUCUGUGCCUGCAUCAUUAUCAAGCGUUAUUUAUUGUAUCGUGAAAAAAAGCGCUUGGAGGGAUUUUACUAUUUUGCUCAGAAAAUCCUUCUGGGGAUUUUCUUCCUGCUUCACCUAAUAUUGAGUUUCCUGUAUCUAAGUGUGAUUUUAGAAAAUGACAAAGGACAACCUGUAAAGAUGUUCGAGUUUGUGUUUGUCUACAUUCUGACUGUCACAUUGCUCUUUCGAUUCUGGGAGCGGGAACAUUUGCUUGCCAAACCCCGUAAAUAUGUAUAUUUCUCAGGGACUUUUGCUCUCCCUCUCCUGAAUUCUGUUGCUCUGGCUGUAGUAUUAAUACUCAAAGCAGACACAGGAAAACAGCCACUGGAUCUACGGCUGAUUGUCCUCAUUUCUGGGUCUGUCUUCCUCUUUGGCUGGUUUGUUAUAGAGAUGAUUGCAUACUGGUUGGCCAAAAAAGAAAAGUAAGUAGAGAUUUUCUCUGUUGUAUAUGUGCAAGUCAUUUUUUCAGAAAAAAAUUCAUCCAUCCAUCCAUCCGUCAUGGUGAACCUGGCACCUGUCACAGGAAGCACAAGGCAGGGGACACCCUGGGCAGGAUGCCAGUCCAUCACAGAGCAAAACACAUUCACAUACCAUGGGAUAUUUAUCUUGUUGGUCUAUGUUCAUGUUUUGGGACUGGGAGGAAACAGGAGUAUCUGGGGAAACAUGGGGAGAGAAUGUAAACUACAGAGAGCCCAAGUGAGGAGGUGUGAGGUGCCAGUGUUACCCACUGAGUCACCAUGGAAACUACACAGAGCCCAAGCCGGGGGGUGUGAGAUGCCAGUGUUACCCACUGAGUCACCAUGUAAACUACACAGAGCCCAAGCCGGGGGGUGUGAGGUGCCAGUGUUACCCACUGAGUCACCAUGUAAACUACACAGAGCCCAAGUCGGGGGGUGUGAGAUGCCAGUGUUACCCACUGAGUCACCAUGUAAACUACACAGAGCCCAAGCCGGGGGGUGUGAGGUGCCAGUGUUACCCACUGAGUCACCAUGUAAACUACACAGAGCCCAAGUCGGGGGGUGUGAGGUGCCAGUGUUACCCACUGAGUCACCAUGUAAACUACACAGAGCCCAAACCGGGAGGUGUGAGGUGCCAGUGUUACCCACUGAGUCACCAUGCAAACUACACAGAGCCCAAGCCGGG